This is a messenger RNA of Dothidotthia symphoricarpi CBS 119687, 1941 nucleotides long. RefSeq names its product bleomycin hydrolase. Gene Ontology annotation, molecular function: cysteine-type aminopeptidase activity. NCBI's taxonomy places the organism in Eukaryota, Fungi, Ascomycota, Dothideomycetes, Pleosporales, Dothidotthiaceae. Gene Ontology annotation, cellular component: cytoplasm. Gene Ontology annotation, biological process: response to toxic substance; proteolysis; L-homocysteine catabolic process. The transcript is spliced from 3 exons. The coding region runs from base 403 to 1941 and encodes 512 amino acids. The record is from RefSeq and is a predicted model, not a curated record.
UUUGUGGGGUUGUCUUCGUUGGCGUGAACAACUCUCCACAUCCGUCAUUGCUGUCGUGACACGUCGUGAUUCGAAGCUUUGGCUUUAGUCAUCACGAGUCGAUUCUCACAAGCCAUCUAAAUUGCCAAUUUUUGCUUGAUUGGACUACAGGACCACCUAUCAUAGCUGAAGGUGCGGUGGAGGAUGAGUUGUUACUACACCUGGGGGUAUUUUCCUUGUCAUCACGUUGAGGCGUGGCGAACUCGGCGCGUCCUGCGCAUCUGACACAUGGCACGAAUGCCACGCGACGUGUGCCACGCGACUGAUAAGCGAUAAGGUGCGGCACCCAUCCUCUAACAUCAGCUUGGUUACCAGCUGGGUUACUAUCACUCUUCCAACUCCAGCGAAUCCGUGCUACAAACAAUGGGUGCCAACCAGUCGAGACCCUCAGAGGCCGUGGUGAACGAGCAGCUGCUAGAGCGGCUCCAAGCUCUCCAUAUGAAGGCUGAAACAACCACAAACGAGAAGGAUGGCUAUGUCUACAUCGAUGGCGAAUCACCACCCAAGUACCCAUCUAUCGCAAGAAGCCAGCAGGACGUGUCCGCCGCGGCUAUCGGACAGUGGGAGAAGGAGCUCAUGGAAGAUCCAAAGAACCGCCUCGCCCUAGCUGCCCUCAGUUGCAAUCCAGCCAACGCUGUGCUAUCCUCACGAUCAGCCACAAUCUCAGACGCCCAAAGCUUCAACAUCAAGAUACCGAUGGAAGGAUCUCCGAUCACCAAUCAGGCUUCCUCUGGUCGAUGCUGGCUCUUUGCCUCUACCAACGUUUUCCGAGUUGCUAUAAUGAAGAAGUACAAGCUAUCUCAAUUCCAGCUAUCGCAAGCAUACCUCUUCUACUGGGACAAGAUCGAGAAGGCAAACUACUUCUUGGAGAGUAUACUCGACACGACGUCCGAAGACAUUGAUAGUCGGCUAAUACAGGCACUUCUGGCAAGUCCAGUCGGGGAUGGGGGGCAAUGGGACAUGGUCGCCAACCUAGUAAACAAGUAUGGUCUCGUGCCUCAGGCACUAUAUCCAGACUCGUUCAACGCGAGCAAUUCCUCGACCAUGGACCGUCUCAUAACCACCAAAUUACGAGAGGACGCUGUCCGCCUGAGGUCAAUCGCGUCAAGUGCUGCGGCCGCAGAUGUUAUGAAGGCUACCAUCGCCGCCGAGAAGGACAAGAUGCUUCGCGAGAUUCAUCUUAUCUUGACUCUCAUGCUUGGACCGCCUCCGAAUCCUGACAAGGCCUUUACUUGGGAAUUCUAUGACCGAGACCGUCAUUUACACACUGUGCGUAUGCGCCCCACUGCCUUCGCAAAGGAAUUAUCCGACUGUAAGACUGUUCGCGCUCUCUCGGGUACGGAUGUGCACCAACUCUUCUCUCUUGUCAACGACCCUCGUAACCCCUACAACCGCCUCCUUAGUGUGAAGCGGCUCGGAAACGUGUGGGAAGGUCGUCCAGUGACGUACGUAAACGUUGACAUGAAGACCAUGAAGCAAGCCUGCGUCAACAUGCUCAAGCGUGGUCUACCCAUCUUCUUCGGCUCAGACGUAGGCAAGUUCUCCGAUUCCACAAAAGGCAUAAUGGAUACGAAGCUCUUUGAUUACGAACUUGGGUUCAAUGUUAAGUUCGGCAUGUCAAAAGCCGAGCGCCUGCAGACGGGCGAGAGUCAGAUGACGCACGCCAUGGUGCUGACUGCUGUACAUGUUGUCGAUGGAAAACCGGUGAGGUGGAGAGUAGAGAACUCGUGGAGCGAUCGUGUGGGCGACAAGGGAUAUUUUGUGAUGAGCGAUGCAUGGAUGGACGAGUUCGUUUACCAGGCGGUCAUUGAUCCAAGCGUCGUAAGUUCAACGAUCAGAAAGGUGCUAGAGCAGAAGCCGAAGAUGCUGGAGCUCUGGGAUCCGAUGGGCGCAUUAGCUUGA